Messenger RNA from Nymphaea colorata (pocket water lily), 1475 nucleotides. RefSeq names its product 1-aminocyclopropane-1-carboxylate oxidase homolog 1-like. The transcript is spliced from 2 exons. The coding region runs from base 154 to 1380 and encodes 408 amino acids. The record is from RefSeq and is a predicted model, not a curated record. NCBI's taxonomy places the organism in Eukaryota, Viridiplantae, Streptophyta, Magnoliopsida, Nymphaeales, Nymphaeaceae.
GCAAAUUAUAAUUGGAAUAACGGCGACGGAAUUAUGGGAAGCGAUUGUGUUAGUGUGGAAGCGAGUGAAGCGGGUUUCCCAUGAGAGAGAGUCAACCGACUGAAAGGGCUAUUAUUUUAUGAGCAGGAAUUUGUUUGUUUAUGAGUUGCAGGGAUGGCUUCAUCCUGCUCGUUAACCAAAUCGUUAUCUGUUCUUCACCCGACGCGAAGUCCUGUAGCUCCUGGUCUCCUACGCUUGCGGCCGGCUGCCUUUCGUGUCUCCUCCUGCAAGAAGCCCAUGGCCCCGGAAUCCGUCCGCUUGCCGGAAGGCUACGACCGGAAGAAGGAAGUGAAGGACUUCGACGACUCUAAGAUCGGCGUCAAGGGCCUCAUCGACGCCGGCGUCAAUGAGAUCCCUCCUUUCUUCGUCCACCCAACAGCCGAUCUCCCUCCGCCACCGCUAUCUUCCUCGCAGUCCGAUUUAGAACUUCCCGUCAUUGACCUUUCCGGAGCUUCCGACCUGGAGCGUAGGGCGGCCAUCGUCGCCCGGGUAGCGGAGGCGUCUCGGACGUGGGGUUUCUUCCAGGCGGUCAACCACGGGAUUCCGGAGGCCGUCCUCGAUGCCACGAUCGGUGCCGUGCGGCGGUUCAACGAGCUGCCGGUGGAGGAGAAGGCGCCGUACUACCAGCGGGUGCCUGGGAACGGCGUGUCCUUUGCGACGAACUUCGACCUCUUCGUGACGAAGGCGGCGAGCUGGCGCGACACGCUGCAGGUCCGGAUGGGACCGGUUCCGGUUGGGCCGGAAGAAAUACCGCCGGCGUGCAGGGAGGAGAUAGUGCGGUGGGGUGAGUGGUCGGACGGUCUGGCGAGGGAGCUCAUGGCGAUGCUGUGCGAAGGGAUGGGGGUGGGGCCCCGCAGGCUGGAGGAGAUAUCGUGUAUGGGCGGGAAGCAGCUGGUGGCGCACUACUACCCAUGGUGCCCGCAGCCGGAUCUGACGUGGGGGCUCACCGGCCACGCGGAUCCCGGCGUGCUCACCGUGCUGCUGCAGGACCAGGUGGGCGGUCUCCAGGUGAAGCACGGCGACCGCUGGGUGGACGCCAAGCCCAUUCCAGGCGCGGUCGUCAUCAACAUCGGCGACCUCCUCCAGAUGAUCUCCAAUGGUCUGUACAAGAGCGUCGAGCACCGGGUUGUCGCCAAUCGCUCUCGGGAGGCCCGUGUUGCAAUUGCCAUCUUCUACAAUCCAGGGGUGAGAGAUGAUAGCGCGUACUUCGGCCCACUACCGGAGCUUCUCUCGCCGGAAAGUCCUCCCCUGUACCGGCAGUUCACCAUGCAGGAAUACUUGACUCGGUUCUUCAACAAGGGAUUGGAUGGAAAGUCGUUGUUGGAUGUAUUCAAGAUAUGAACUUAGCUCCUUGAUUGUAAUAACGUGGUACAGAUUUUUUCUGACAAAAUAGAUUGCAGAUCUCUAAAGCACAGGACGUUGUGCUUAUGCUUGUA